Ornithodoros turicata is the source of this 2771-nucleotide messenger RNA. It is a transcript of the gene Su(fu), whose product is annotated as suppressor of fused homolog. Bases 27 to 1421 code for a protein of 464 amino acids. The record is from RefSeq and is a predicted model, not a curated record. Lineage: Eukaryota; Metazoa; Arthropoda; Arachnida; Ixodida; Argasidae. Gene Ontology annotation, molecular function: transcription factor binding. The transcript is spliced from 9 exons. Gene Ontology annotation, cellular component: nucleus; cytoplasm.
GAAUUCAGCUCAGCUCGAGCUUCAACAUGGAGGCAAAGCGAGCGGCAGGAGUUCCGAACUUUCCCGUCGUUGGAUUUCCACAAAUCGGUCCCGGUUUCGAAGCAUUAUAUUCGGCUUGCUUACGGCUAUAUAAUGACCAACCAAACCCUUUACAAGUUGUUGCUGUUCUUAAGUAUUGGUUAGGUGGUCCAGAUCCUUUGGAUUGUAUUAGCAUGUACGAGAAUACAGGCGACGAAAACGAAGGCAUACCUCCUCACUGGCAUUAUGUCAGCUAUGGCUUGUCUGAUCUGUAUGGAGACGGCCGUGUGCAUGAGGUGAGCAACGGCGCCACGGAUGGGCCAAGCGGCUUUGGCUUUGAGCUGACCUUCCGGCUGUGCAAGGAACGGGGUGAGACGGCACCGCCCACUUGGCCCGCCGCCGUCAUGCAGGGUCUGGCCAAGUACGUCUUCCAGUCUGGCAACGUACUCUGCGACGGUGAUCACGUGUCGUGGCACUGCCCCCUCGACAACAGCGAGUCGCGCAUCGAGCACAUGCUCAUGACCGAAGAUCCGCAGCUGGAAACCGUCACCACGCCCUUUGGAAAAGUCACGUACAUACAGAUCGUUGGUGUGUGUGCUGAGGAACUAAAGGCUGCACAGCAGUGGAACGGACGAGGUUUUGUUCAACUCAUGCAACGAGUGAAGGGGGCCGGGGGACCUUGGCUUGUCACGGACAUGAGACGCGGAGAGACAGUAUUUGAACUUGAACCUGGAAUUGCGGAAGCGGUAGACAGAGGAAUUGAAACCGAAGGAUCAGAUCUCAGUGGUGUGAGUGCCCGCCUCUGCUGGUCGGAAGACUUUCCCUGCGGGCAAGAAAUGGGAGACGUCAAGCGAGGAAUGGGGGACCGCAUCGAGAUACUAGCCGAAGAUGGCACGUGCGGCAGUCCUCCGCACGGACCGUCAAAGCAGAUGUCCGACAUGUUUGGAGGGCUGAACAAGAGUGGUUCGGGCAGGGAGCUGCGGGAGGUCUCUCGCAAGGCCUCUUUCGACAGUGAUGGCAGUGACCCUGCAGAGACGCGGGAACUCAUGCAGACACGACUUCUAGAUGCGGUACACUUGCAGCUCAACCUAGAAGCUGGACUACUUUUUCCCCUCGUUCUCCGGGGCAGGCUAAAACACGGACGUCACUUCACCUUCAAGAGCUCCGUGGACUGCGCAGCCGUUACAUUUGUGGUACCUAGUGUUAUCGGCGCUUUUGCCAGCUCUGAGCACCCGUAUGCUGUGCAAGGGUCGUGGUUGCAGGUUCUGCUCACUGAGGAUUUCCUUGCAGAGAUGACAGCGGACAUGGAAUCUCUCAGUUGUGCAGAAGGACUAACACUGCCAAAGACCUACUCGUGGCCGGACAGGAAAAUGUCCAUCACGCUCGUGCCAGAGGAGCUUUGAAGACUGGCAGCUGUUCAAAAUAUUUAUGUGAGGACUGGAAAGGGCUCGUGAAAUGAUUCUCCCACUUGUGGAGGAAUCGUGUUGAUCAUGCAGGGAUUUGUCCCAGGCCGAUGCAAUCUCGUGUUCGCAAGUUCCCGCGCGGCGAGCCUCAUCGUGGGAAAAUUUCCCAUUUGGUGUUGCACUGUCCGCCAAGCUUUGGAAAUACUUUUUCGUAAACGUUAUCAAAAGCAGCAUUCUCCGGAGACAAGUACAGCUUCGUCUAUCGAAUAUGUGGACUACAAUAUCACAAACAGUGCAUUAGACGGAUGCAGUUACAGAGGUGGUUUCUCAACCGCUUUAACGGGAAAUUGCCUCAACUUAGGGCUCCAAACUGAUGAUAUAUGUAUGGAAUUGAAUUUUACCCACAGGCUCCCACGCAUCUACACAGUUUUGUGUUUCAGCAUUGUACAGGAGAUGUGAAAGUGUGAACACCUCGAGAUCUGAAGUGGAAAAGUUUGUUUGACAUAUCACGUAUGUUUGGAAUAGUUUCUGGGUGUGUGGCACAUAACAUACAUCAUUCUACUGCUGUAGCAUGAUCAUGUAGAUUUAUGCGCACACACACACGAAAUGAGGGUCCUGAAACGGCUAGUCAGUUGGACAACUGACUAGCCCUUUUUGAGUGACUGUCAACCAACGUGCCGGAUGUACUAUUUCGUACGAUUGUUGACAAUUGUGUACACGUGUUUAUUGUUGAUGUGAAGGAAAAGUGCCGCUGUACCAAACUGGUUAUAAUCUACAAUAAUCUAAUCACCUGUAUGCCAUUUAAGGUGAAUCAAAUUGAUGGCUUAGAGUUCUGUAGUGUAGCCUCCAACCUAUCCCAUCUAGUAGCAGUGGUAAUGCUUUGUUUCCGUUUAGGAGUGUGUGAUUUGAACUUAAGUCUUAGGCUCGUAUGUCUGCAAGGUGAUACAAUGUUAGGGUUUUUUAUAAGGGAACAAUGAGGAAGUGCCUUUAGAAAAAACUAGAAAUGUUCACUGUGCCGUCAACAGAUUUUUGAGACUUCUAGAAGCCACAAAUGAAGUGUGUUCAAUCGUACCGUAGAGUUCUGAACAGUCAGAGUUGAAAUUUUCUGAUGGCAACUGUAUAUUAUGAUUGAUGCGCAAAGAGAGGCUUCAUUUCCUGUUACUUGGUAUUCCCAAGGGCAAUUGAGCAAUUUGUUUCUUUUAGCAGCUGUACUGUGUCACACCCUGUGGUAUUGUGCCUUGCACUUAAUUUCAGAACACGUAUCUUAUUUAUUAAAAUGCUAGUCGACCAGUUUUUCUUUCAUAGCCAUCGAUUGCAUGAACAUUCAAUAAAUGUCCAAAGUUUGCUAGA